Peromyscus californicus insignis is the source of this 1427-nucleotide messenger RNA. It is a transcript of the gene Eme2, whose product is annotated as essential meiotic structure-specific endonuclease subunit 2. NCBI's taxonomy places the organism in Eukaryota, Metazoa, Chordata, Mammalia, Rodentia, Cricetidae. The record is from RefSeq and is a predicted model, not a curated record. Gene Ontology annotation, molecular function: DNA binding; nuclease activity. Gene Ontology annotation, biological process: mitotic intra-S DNA damage checkpoint signaling; resolution of meiotic recombination intermediates; replication fork processing. The transcript has 8 exons. The coding region runs from base 1 to 1134 and encodes 377 amino acids. Gene Ontology annotation, cellular component: Holliday junction resolvase complex; nucleus.
AUGGCAGACGUAGAACCUAGGAGAGCCAAGAGCCCGCGUCGCGGCCGAGGCCGGGGUCGGGGCCGGGGCCUGGGUCAGCGGCGACCUCAAACCUGGGAGAUCUCCGACUCAGACGGCGAAGGGGCCGCCUCCAGGGAAGUCGGCACGCAAACCUCGAGUACAGUAAGAGAGCACAGGGCGGCGGCCAAGGCGUUACGGGCGGAUCAGGUCCUGAGUCGUCUGGCGGUGUGCGUGGAUCCAGCUGUCCUGGAAUAUGCAGGCUCCGACAUCCUGAUGGAGGCGCUGGGCAAGCUAGGCUGUGAAUGCCGCAUCGAGCCGCAGCACCAGUCCCGCAGCCUGCAGUGGAGCGUUGUGAGGCCCGAUCCAGCCCCCAGCCGUGUGCCUCUGGAGGCGUGGGCUGAGAAUGAGCAGGAACAGUUGCUGCUGCUAGAACCCCAGGAGUUUCUUCAGAGUGCUAUGCAGCUGACCCAGAUCACAGGUCCACCUUGCUCCAUGCCCUGGCUUUCUCCCAACAGCCCCAUCCGCCCCCACCUGGCUGUCAUUGGACUGGAUGCAUACCUGUGGUCUCACCAGCCCAGUUCUCAGAAGACAUGGCAGCUACAGAAGUCAAAGGAAGCCCAUGCCGAGGUGGCCAUCAGUUGGCUCGAGGUGGAGGAGGCCCUGGUGCUGCUUCAGCUCCAUGCAAACCUGGAUGUGCUGCUGGUGGCCUCGUGGCGGGAGCUGAGUCAGUACGUGUGUGCCUUCACCAAGGCCCUCUCCCAGCGCCCCUCCAAGCAGUACCGGGACUCCUGGGCCUUUUCCUUCUGCACAGCAGGGCACUGGGCCUCAGGCCAGCAAGUGACCAAAGAUGGCUCUGGGCUCCGAGGAGUGUGGUGGCGGCAAAUCAGGCAGUUCAACCGGGUCAGCCCAGCUGUGGCUGAUGCUGUUGUCACUGCCUUCCCCUCCCCCCGCCUUCUGCAACAGGCUCUACUGGACUGCAGCACAGAGCAGGAGCGCCUGAGUCUCCUAGCUGACCUCCCUGUGAAGGUCCAGAGAGGCAGGCAGCCCCGUAGGGUGGGACCUGACAUCUCACGCCGAAUCUGUAUCUUCUUGACUACCACCAACCCCGACCUCCUGCUGGACCUGAGCUCUUGACCACACCUGUGACAUCCUUGGGCUGCCUCCUGACCAUCAGCAGAAUAGGACAAGCCUGCCCAAGAGACUGACUAAGUCACUCUGAGAGGCAGGCAAGGUUUAGGGCCAGUCACCAUACUUUUUUCAGUCUGGGGUAGACUAUUGUUCCCUGGUCAAAUGGAAGCAUUGUGGGAGGUGAGGGGGUAAGGGAAGCUAGGGUGAAGAGAAGAGUCUGGAAGGUAGCAGGCAGCAAGGGCCCUGAAGUGACUGGGGCUUCACCGUGCCUUCGACCUGGACACUGGUUGCAGGGCUGA